AUGGCCUCCAAGUGGAACCCGGUUUUCCCCAAGGGAAGAGACACGAAGCCGAGGCGUCCAGGUGGCUGCAGACUCCUGCUCUUCUUCCCCCCCUGGCGCAGAGCAGGUUGGGCCGGGGAGAUGGGGGCGGUGCAUGACGCCAUGGCCUAAACAAGAGACCUCUGCUCUCCGGGGGGGAGUGAGGAGAAGAGUGACGAAAGAGGGGACCACCGAUACACGCCUUCCCCCUUCGCUAGAAGGCGUGGAGAGCAGGCGGUCCGUCGUGUCGUGCCGUGCCGUGAAGAGGGAAGGAAGAUCGGUGCUUCAACCCUGCUUUCGUCCGGCGGAGGAGGACCUCAUCUGCUCUUCUGGUCUCUCUCCUCUCGUUAUCUCCACUCUCUCUCACCGCCCCGUUGCGCCUCCGGGGGAUCGGAAUGGUAAUAAAAUAUAUAUAUAUAUGUAUAAAUUUAGAAGAAGCCCUCUCCUUCCUUCUUCCUUCCGUUCCCUCGUCCGAUAAGCAGUUGCAAUCUUAUCUCUGGACCCUGUAAAAUAAAAUAAUUUAUUUAAAACCUUUUUUAUUGAUAAUCACGUAUGCCUGCCCCCCCGCGUACUCUUUCCCUCCACAAGGCGCCAAAAGGCCUUCUAUUAAGAAACUACCCUCCCCUAUCUUUCCCAUCUUCUUUCUUUUCCCCCGGUCCCUUUCGAUCCCUGGCGGCCAUCGGAAGCCACCAACCAGGGCGACGUCUGCCGCGACAGGCCUUGUUCCUCCUCCUCCUCUUCCUGCACUCUUCCCUCGCACCAGGGAAGGGGAUUCGAACGGUGGAAAAGCGCGGAGCACGCGAAUGAUCCGCUUUACGACCCGAGGAAAUCAAGCCAGGCAUCUAUCGCGCUGGAUUCGGCCUUCAAAUCGAGAGCUCCGAGUUCGUCUGGCUACCCAAGGAGAUCGGGGCCUCCAUACCUAAUCGAUGACGACGGCAGGCGAGAAUCGGCAGAAAUGUGAGAACGACAUCUCGAUCCUCCCCCCCGGGGCCCGCUGCUCGUGGUGUACGCACUUUGGAAGCUCCAGGACGCCGCGGACGGACCUCGAAGGCGACAAAGCAUCGCCACCUCCUCCAUCACCGAGAUGAAGAUGAGCUCUCUCUGCUGGUACGCCUUCUCGUCCGUUAGUUCUCUCGAUCGAUCGCGCUGGUGCAUCUCGCACGCAAAUGCAUACGGUACGAGCAUGCAUAUGGAUCUCAGGAUAUCCGGAUCUCCUCAUUUUUUGUCGAGUAGAUUAGUUUUAGAUCAUUCAUAUGAUCACGAUCCUCCUCCAACCGCUCCGACAGCAUCUCUAAGUCAAUCAAUGCCCCAAGGAAAUGCACGGAUCAUCUUGAGUGAGAUCAGCUUUAAGCGCCUCGGUCGGCCGUACGUGCCGAGGCGCUUGCGGGGCCGUCGUCGGGCUUAAUCUGUCGAUAAUUUCAUGAAUCGGACAUAAUUUCCCGCCAAAAAGUGAUCACUGAUGAAUGACGCCGGCUGAUGGAAAGCACGUGCAAUCGACGUCUUCGAGCGAGAAAAAGAUGGGGCAUUCCGAGAAUUGAACUCGGGACCUCUCGCACCCUAAGCGAGAAUCAUACCACUAGACCAAAUGCCCAUUUAACUAUGAGAUAA
This is a messenger RNA of Spirodela intermedia, 1626 nucleotides long. NCBI's taxonomy places the organism in Eukaryota, Viridiplantae, Streptophyta, Magnoliopsida, Alismatales, Araceae. The record is from the annotation of a GenBank genome assembly.